AUGUCAUUGCCACUACGACCCGGAUUGGAAAAUAUCACGUCGUUGGACAGGGUGCUUGAAGAUUUGCUAGUGCGGUUUAUUAUUAACUGCCCGCCAGAGGACCUCUCCAGUGUCGAGAGAGAACUGUUCCACUUCGAGGAGGCGUCAUGGUUUUACACUGAUUUUGUUAGGAUAAUGAAUCCCAAUUUACCCUCAAUGAAGAUUAAGUCUCUGUCACAAUUGUUUAUCAAGCUGUGCCCCCUGAUUUGGAAGUGGGAUAUUAAGGCUGACGAGGCGUUGGUCAAGUUUUCCAAAUAUAAAAAGACUAUCCCAGUAAGGGGUGCUGCGCUGUUCAAUGCGGAUCUGAAUAAAAUGUUGCUUGUGAAGGGUACAGAAUCGGACUCGUGGUCCUUCCCAAGAGGGAAGAUUUCGAAAGAUGAGGAUGAUGUGGAUUGUUGCAUUCGUGAAGUUGAUGAAGAGAUCGGAUUCGAUUUGACUACGUAUAUUGACGCAGAUCAAUUUGUUGAGAGGACAAUCUCGGGGAAAAAUUACAAAAUAUAUAUCAUCAAAGCUGUCCCUGAGGAUUUCCCCUUUAAACCCAAAGUGAGAAAUGAAAUUGACAAGAUUCAAUGGUUUGAUUUCAAGAAAGUUACCAAGAUGGUCAACAAAUCUCAUGGUGGUAACCAGUACAAAUUCUACCUUAUCAAUUCGAUGAUUAGAUCCUUGUCUAUCUGGGUCAGACAACAGAGACAAAUAAAGAACGACGACCAACUGAAACAGUUUGCUGAAGAACAAUUGAAGUUGUUGCUCGGUAUCAACAAAAAGGCCGAAAUUGAUCCGGGGAGAGACCUACUAAACAUGUUGCAUUCAGCAGUUCAAUCGAACGGGAACACGGAUCAAACUAUAAAUCCCUCUGAACAACAAAAUACUAGUAUUAAGGCGCCAGCAACAGCUAGCCCCCCAGACUCCGCAGAACAGAGUAACACGCCAUUGUAUAAUAACACAGUGAUCGGCCAAUAUCCAGCUGGCCAAUAUCCUCCAAUAUUUCCACAAGCACAACAGAGUACUAUUAGGGCUAUGGGGUUCCAACCUUUUGCGCCAUUCCCAUUCUCUAACGGGGUGCUUCCAACCGCGGUCCCACAAAUGUUUAUGAUGAACCCACCGAUUGCACUACAACAACAAGCUAGUGUGAACAGCACUUUCCCUCCACCAAAAUUAACUACAGUUCCUUCCACACCAAACGUCAGCUCACUUUCGAAACCAUCACUAGCUGUCUCCGGGCAAAAUCAAAACUCAAAGGAAUUGCUGAGUUUGUUGACUCAAAAGUCCAAACCUACCUCCGCUGAAAAAGAAUCACAGAGAAAUGACAGUGCUGACUUGAAGGAUAAGCUAUCCAAUGACUCCAGGGUCUUACUAAGCAUUCUUCAUAGUAAAGCUACAGAACAAAAUUAUUCUACAGACAAUAGCCCUCAAGCAACUGCGCAUUUCCCAGAAAAGAACUCACCACCGCAACACCAACCAGAACCAUUGCUUGCUCCUCAACACACCAGCGAGCCAGUGUCAAACGACAAUAUUGAUAAUUACGAAGAUUUCGAGGUUGGGUCCUCUGACGAGGAGGACGAGGUGGAAGAGGAACAGGUUGCAAAGGAGUCCCCCUCUUAUACAUCUGCCCUACCACAGUCUUCCCAUUAUACAACACCUGCUGAUAAUUACAGCAAUUUCGAAGAUUCUUCAGGGUCUAGUUCCGACUUUGAAUCUGCCACGGACGGUAAUGGUGGAAUGAGCGAGUCUGACAUUGAAGAAGUCGAAUUAGAAGCAUUAAACCAAAACAACCUGAACGACCCCAUCAUCUCAAAGGAUAUUUUAAAGGAAAAUGCGUUUAAGAAUGGGGAGGUUCCCCACAACGAUCACAUUAGCGAGAGUGUGAGAUCUAUCAAUGGUAGCAAAUUACAUAGCACCAAUGUUUCUCCUCAACCAGCUGCGCCAACAAGCUUACCCAAACCAAAAUUCAAGCUUCUGAAGCGCGGGGAGAAGUUGGAUGACGUAAUCAAGCCGAAGACGGCUUUCCCUGCAUCACAGGACAAUAUAACCGUCGAUGAGGAAGCGAUCAUUGAUGAAGAUAAAGUUGAUACCACAAACAACGAACUAUUGAAUAUGUUGAGGAGGCACUCAGAGAAGAAGGGGGAAGCACCCUCAGCAUCACACCCAACAACGACAUCUAACAACGAACUGCUAAACAUAAUCAAGGGUAACCACCCGGCCCCACAGUCCGAGAAAGAUUCCGGACAUACAUUAUUAGACAUGCUGAAAAACCCUACAAAAUCUGAAAGGCCUUCGACUGGUCAACAGUAUUCACAGUCAUCUGAAUCUGGGGAGCUUCUUUCGCUUUUGAAAGGUCCAUCGAAGGAUCGAGCACCAUAUCACACCAGCACCCCAUUCCAAUCAGUGAAUGACACGACACGUCUCCCAACGGAAGGGUUAUCCUCCUCCUUUGAAUCGGUCGAAGCUUCAAUUCCAGGUCAAGACCUCUUUGGGGUUUUGGGGAACAAACCCGCAGUACCCACUGCUACUAGCAUGGAUGCCAGUGCAAUUAAUGGCAUGACAUCAAGAUUUUCGAACAAUUUGUCGUCCCGUGCAUCUGUUCAAUCUACCCAGUCGGGCGCUACUGACUUGUUGAACCUACUAAAGAAGCCCACUUCUCAGAGUUCUGCAGAGAAAACAGACAAGAGUGCGUCGAAUGAGUUACUUAAUAUUUUACAUGGGAAAUAA
Messenger RNA from Huiozyma naganishii CBS 8797, 2748 nucleotides. RefSeq names its product decapping enzyme complex catalytic subunit (gene DCP2). The coding region runs from base 1 to 2748 and encodes 915 amino acids. The record is from RefSeq and is a predicted model, not a curated record. Lineage: Eukaryota; Fungi; Ascomycota; Saccharomycetes; Saccharomycetales; Saccharomycetaceae. Gene Ontology annotation, biological process: deadenylation-dependent decapping of nuclear-transcribed mRNA; nuclear-transcribed mRNA catabolic process, nonsense-mediated decay. Gene Ontology annotation, cellular component: P-body; cytoplasm. Gene Ontology annotation, molecular function: RNA binding; manganese ion binding; 5'-(N(7)-methylguanosine 5'-triphospho)-[mRNA] hydrolase activity. The transcript has a single exon.